Molecule: messenger RNA, 1191 nt
Organism: Aspergillus fischeri NRRL 181
Lineage: Eukaryota; Fungi; Ascomycota; Eurotiomycetes; Eurotiales; Aspergillaceae
Product: cytochrome P450
Exons: 1
Coding region: 1-1191 (396 amino acids)
Molecular function (GO): heme binding; oxidoreductase activity, acting on paired donors, with incorporation or reduction of molecular oxygen; monooxygenase activity
Source: RefSeq, a predicted model, not a curated record
AUGUCGUUCCUCAUGGAGAGCUCAGCUGUCGGUCAACUGUCAACUCUCAACUUCAGUAACAUCCUCCAGGCUCUUCUGGGCUCAGUAAGGACUCAAUUCACAACCCCAGGUGUGGAAAAGCUGACACAGAACCUACUUCUUACGCAGCUCGUCCUGUAUGCCGCUCUGAACAGUCUUUCUAACAUCUACCUACAUCCUCUCUCUCGUUUCCCCGGCCCCAAACUCUGGCAAACCAGCUACAUCUUCCGCCACAUUGCCAGCAUCAGAGGCACUCUCGACGUAUCCAUCAAGGCAUUCCAUGCCAAAUACGGACCGGUCGUCCGCUAUUCACCCGACGAACUCUCCUUUAUCUCCGCAGAAGCGUGGAAGGACAUCUACGGGUUCCGCGAGAACGCCCUUCCCAAAGACCCAUCCUUCUACGGCCUCAUCCAGCUCUCUCGGGAUAAGAGCCCUAGCAUCUUCACAGCAGACCAGGAUCACCAUCCGCGCAUCCGAAAGGCUCUCUCCUACGCGUUCUCAGAAAAAGCUCUCCGCGACCAGGAGCCUUUCGUCAAACACUAUGUUGAUCUGCUUAUACAGCGACUGCGGGGCAUAGCCGACGCAGAGGACAACAGGAUCGAUCUUGUGGAGUGGUACAACUUUACCACGUUUGAUAUCAUCGGCGACUUGGCCAUUGGAAGAUCAUUCAAUUGCCUCCAAGACUCCGCUUAUCAUUCAUGGGUGGACGCAUUCUGGAAGAGCAUCAAGAUAAGCCCCUAUGCCAGGGCCAUGGCAUCAUACACGGACGUGCAGCGGCUCCUCAGACUGUUUGCCCCGCGGGCAUUGAAGGAGGCCAGACUCAGACAUCUCCAGUACGUCGGUGUCCAUACGGAGGAGCGGCUGGCGCGGGGAAUCCUGCGCGACAAGCCAGACUUCAUCUCGUAUAUACUCCGAAGCAAAGGAACUGCGGACGAGCUGACGGACGGUGAGGUCGAAGCAAACGUCAACUUCCUACUCCUAGCCGGUACGGAAACAACCGCGACAGCACUAUCAGGGACAACGUACUACCUGCUCAAAAACCCGGAGGUGCUAAGAAAAGCAACGGCCGAAGUGCGAAGCGCGUACAACAGCGAGCCCUGUCGAGCCUUGUCCCUGGCCCAAGCAUCGCGCCGAGAGGUUGAGUGUGAAUUCUUAUGGGAUCGGUGGAUCUAA